ACUACUUGAACAUUUGUAUCAUAUGUCAGAUACGUGUUAAUAUGCUGCGUUUGAUUCGAGGUCGCAACUUGUAGUUCCCAACCAGGAAAAGCCAAGAAAUUGCCUCCUUGACCUGGAAUUCCUAUUCGCCAAUAGGAAUUCAUGAUUCAAGCAACUUCAUUAGUCAUGAAGGUCACUGUACGUGAAAUAUCCAUAGCGUCUACACCUGAGACCACAUUCUACCUCAAAUUAGAAUGGACCAAAAACCUUGGAGCUGGUUUUGUUGUUCUGCUUUGUGAUGGUGUGUCUGCCUGGAGUGGUGAAGUUUCAGAGGAGGAUGUCAGCAGGGAGGCCCAGGAGAUGGAGAUGCCGAAAGAGAAAUAUGUUAAUGAUCUGCACCUGAUUUUGACUGGAGAGGGACAGCCAGAUCAGCGCUACAGUUUUAAUUUGACACCCAGGCAUUCUGGAAACUCUACGUUGCAGCUAUCUUACGAGAAAGUUCAGAGCGACAUGUCAUUUAAGUUUGGCAUGGUGGAACUGUUACCUGUGCCAGAGCCCACUAAAGUCAUAAAGGAACUCAUAAGUUAUGGCUUAGAUUGCAGUGCUCGCCUGCAAAUCAAGAUACAAGAUGUGCACAAGGAGAACCAGAGACUAAGAAAUGAGCAGGAAAAUAUAACUACAGAAAUGGAGAGAUAUAUCGAAGAAAAAGAGACGAUGGAGAGAGAGCUGUACAACCGCUUUGUGGUAAUUCUUAAUGGGAAAAAGGCUAAGAUACGCACUUUACAUGAGAUGAUUAAACAGCUGCAGAAUAAUAUAAAAGACAAAAACCACAGAUGUAAGAAAGAUGAAGUCUGUCAUGGAGUAAAUGAGCAUGCAGAUGAGAAAUCUGAAGAGAGUUACUAUGGAUACACCACAGAUGAGGAAGAGGAUGGGAAUACAAAAACUAAUAACCAGAUAUCUAUCAAUCAAGAACUGACAAGCAACCCAAUUGAUGACAGCCUAAAUGACAUUGCGGAUGUGGCACCAAGCCGCAAACGGCGUCAGCGUGCAGUUACACCCUUGGGAUCCCAGACAAAAAGACCAGCGCUUGAGCAGAGACAGCCCUUACGGAAUGAUCUGCUUGAAGAAGCCAAAUCAGAAGUGAGUAAAGUUCCAUUUCAGCAGCCUAUACAAGCCAGUCCAGACCCUGAUGACCUAUUUGAAGACAUCUAAAUGCCUGUCAUGUUUUUGACACAUUUUUCAUUUAACUGUAGUAAAUAUGGUAAUUAAUGUGUGCUUUAAAGAUUGUCUUUACAUUUUUAGCCUAAAUGCUGUACACUCCCUAGACAUUUGUGUUUGUAUUUGUCUACAAAAAAACAAAAUAAAAUUGCUCUUAUUUU
This is a messenger RNA of Silurus meridionalis, 1358 nucleotides long. It is a transcript of the gene xrcc4, whose product is annotated as X-ray repair complementing defective repair in Chinese hamster cells 4. The transcript is spliced from 8 exons. Gene Ontology annotation, molecular function: DNA binding. Gene Ontology annotation, cellular component: DNA-dependent protein kinase-DNA ligase 4 complex; nucleus; DNA ligase IV complex. The coding region runs from base 142 to 1191 and encodes 349 amino acids. NCBI's taxonomy places the organism in Eukaryota, Metazoa, Chordata, Actinopteri, Siluriformes, Siluridae. The record is from RefSeq and is a predicted model, not a curated record. Gene Ontology annotation, biological process: response to X-ray; immunoglobulin V(D)J recombination; double-strand break repair via nonhomologous end joining.